This is a messenger RNA of Nanorana parkeri, 3926 nucleotides long. RefSeq names its product AP2 associated kinase 1 (gene AAK1). Gene Ontology annotation, molecular function: protein kinase activity; ATP binding. The coding region runs from base 52 to 3813 and encodes 1253 amino acids. The record is from RefSeq and is a predicted model, not a curated record. Lineage: Eukaryota; Metazoa; Chordata; Amphibia; Anura; Dicroglossidae. The transcript has 21 exons. Gene Ontology annotation, biological process: protein phosphorylation.
AUCCGGGGAGACCAUUAUCUCUGCUCAUCGAACGUCUGGGGGUUCUCAAACAUGAAGAAGUUCUUCGACUCCCGGCGGGAGCUGGGCGGAUCUGGCUCCGGGGUCGGCGGAGGAUCGGUCAGCGGUCUGGGCACCGGAUACAUCGGCAGAGUGUUCACCAUUGGGAGGCACCAGGUCACCGUGGACGAGGUCCUGGCUGAAGGUGGAUUUGCACUGGUCUUCCUGGUUCACACCAGCAAUGGGAUGCGGCGUGCUCUGAAGCGCAUGUAUGUGAAUAAUGAGCAUGACCUCCAGGUUUGCAAGAGAGAGAUACAGAUCAUGAGGGAUCUCUCUGGGCACAAGAACAUUGUCGGAUACAUAGACUCCAGUAUUAACUCUGUGAGCAGCGGAGAUGUGUGGGAAGUUCUUAUACUUAUGGACUACUGUAAAGGUGGGCAAGUUGUAAAUCUGAUGAACCAGCGUUUGCAGACGGGGUUUACUGAGGCCGAGGUCCUCCAGAUCUUCUGUGACACAUGUGAAGCAGUGGCUCGCCUCCACCAGUGCAAGACUCCCAUCAUCCACCGAGAUCUCAAGGUUGAAAAUAUCCUACUUCAUGACCGCGGUCACUACGUCCUGUGCGACUUUGGAAGUGCAACAAAUAAAUGUCAAAAUCCCCAGACUGAAGGCGUCACCGCUGUGGAGGAUGAAAUCAAAAAGUACACCACACUUUCCUACCGUGCCCCUGAGAUGGUGAAUCUUUACAGUGGCAAAGUCAUCACCGCCAAGGCGGAUAUCUGGGCUCUGGGAUGUCUACUUUACAAGCUGUGUUUCUUUACCCUGCCAUUUGGUGAGAGUCAGGUGUCUAUCUGUGAUGGGAAUUUCACUAUUCCAGACAACUCCCGGUACUCCCAUGACAUGCACUGCCUCAUCCGGUACAUGCUUGAGCCAGAUCCAGAGAAGAGGCCGGAUAUCUACCAAAUUUCCUAUUUUGCCUUUAAGCUAACAAAGAGGGAAUGCCCUGUGCCCAAUGUACUUGACUCUGUUAUCCCUGCAAAACUACCUGAAUCAGUGAAAGCAGGAGAAGCCGCUGCUAAGAAAACCCAGCCGAAGGCCAGGCUCACCGAUCCAGUUCCAACAACUGAAACCUCCAUUGCACCUCGCCAGAGGCCCAAAGCUGGCCAGACUCAGCCAAAUCCGGGGAUACUUCCAAUUCAACCAGCCCUGACCCCAAGGAAAAGGCCCACUGUUCAGCCUGCUGCUGCUACCCCUGGACCAGCUGGAGGCAUUCAGCCCACAGCCCCUGCUGUAGUUCAGCCUGCUGUGAAACCAGUGGCUCAGCCCCAACAGCAAGUGAAGCCUGCCCAGCCUUCCCCACAGCCUAACACCACAGUGACCACCACAGCUCAAGCUGCAGCAGCUCUGCAGACCCCAGCAGCACAGGCAGCUCAGCCUGCACCUCUUCCGCCACAACAGCAGCAGAUGUAUCUGAAGCAGCAGCAACUUCUUCAGCAACAGCAAGCGGCAGCAUUGUAUCAGCAACAGAUGCUGCAGGCUCAGCAGAUACAAGCCAUGCAGCAGCAGCAGAUGAUCCAGGCUUACUACCUUCAGCAGCAGCAGCUCAUGGCCCAGCAGGCUGUAAUGCAACAGAAAGUAGCUCAGCAGGCUGUAAUGCAGACCCCCUUACCUGCUCAGCUCCAGGCUGUGCCAGCUGCUGUGCAGGUGCCCACUGCCCAGGACCAGGGGAUCCAAGCUCCUGUAAGGGCCAUCCAGAAACCACAGCCAGCGGCCAAACAGCCCAGUUCAGGGCCGAAAUUGGGAUCCCUUACUCCUCCUUCCUCUCCGAAGACCCAGCGUGGAGGACACAGGAGGAUACUGAGUGAUGUCACGCACAGCGCCGUCUUUGGUGUUCCUGCUAGUAAAUCUACUCAGCUUCUCCAGGCAGCGGCUGCUGAAGCCAACCUCAAUAAGUCAAAGUCAGCUACAACAACCCCCUCUGGCUCACCGAGGACUUCCCAGCAGAAUGUCCACAAUCCACCGGAGCCUUCUGGCUGGAACCCUUUUGAUGAUGAUAACUUCUCAAAACUCACCGCUGAGGAACUCCUAAACAAGGACUUUGCUAAACUGGGCGAGAGUAAACCACCAGAGCAAUUGAGCAGCUCAUCGGAGGACCUGCUGUCCGGCUUCCCAGCACCCCCUGCCGUGUCUCAAGCGGAUACCUUUGGCCCCUCUCUGUUUUCCAGUGGAACAGCUGCGGAUAAACCCGUAGACGCGCAGGGUCGGGGUCCCAGCCCUCCGCUGCACAAAACGCCUGACCCUUUCUUACCUCUCCCUCUAUCUGACACUCCAGAAAAAUUGAUUGAGGGUCUCAAAUCUCCAGAGCCCCAGCUUCUGCUGCCUCACCUUGUACAGCUGGCAGAUCCCUUUGGGAGCACCUCCGAGGCUUUGAAUGGAAAAGCUGAGCCUGUGGUGGAGAGCCUCAUUCCAGGACUUGAGCCUCCUAUGCCCCAGCGCCUCUCAUCCCAGGCCGACUCCAUUGCUUCAAAUCGUACAGAUUCCCUGACUGGGGAGGACUCUCUUCUUGACUACUCUAUUUUAUCUAACCCUGCGGCUGACCUACUUGAUGAUUUUGUCCCUGUAACUCUUUCUGCUCCAACAUCUGCAGACGAUACUAACCUCCUAACGGGCUUUGAUAUCCCGGACGAUACAGAAAAAACAGCUGAUGAUGAGUUUGAUCCUAUACCUGUACUGGUAUCCAAAAAUUCCCAAGGUUUGCUUCAAGGUCCUCAUGCUUUCCAACUGGGGAAUGAUGGAACUCCUAAAGUUCCUGGUGGUGGAGUUGCCACUCUUUCUACUGAUGACACUGGCAUUUUAGAGUUGAAGGCUGAAUGCCCAUCAAAAGGGCCAUCUAGUUGCAGUUCAUUUCAUAGCAGUGAAGAAGAAGGUACAGACAAUGAGAAUGAUCUGUUAGAUUGCAGUGGAUCUAGACCACUUCUGAUGGAAUCCGAUGAAGAAGAAGGUUCUAAAAAGACCAAGGAAACAGCAUAUGUUAAACCCCACGAAGAUCUUAUUUCAAACCAGAUGCCCAAUGCAUAUACAUUUACAGACCGACUGAACCAAAUCUCUGGAGCAGGCUUUAGUGAAGAACCGGAUGUAUUUGCAACAGCUCCAUUCAGGAGCUCCAAGGUGACACAGGAUGAUUCUGAUAUAUUCACUAAGGCUCCAUUUGUGGCAAAGCCCAAUGCUGUUUUGAGCCAGACAGAAGAACCUGAUGUCUUCCUUAGAGCUCCUUUCACAAGGAAAAUAAGUGUUGAAGAGACAGAUCCUACUGCCACAUCUCAAGCUCGUGCAUCUCUCCAAGGGCUUGACGUGGCAUCAGCAGCUAAUUCCACAUUCCGAAACACAGACUUGAUGGUGGGAGGCACUUCCAUGAAGACUUCAUACACUACUGGAAACCUGUCUGCACAUUCCAGCAGAAGCAUUGAGUCGUCUGAGGCCUCUUUGUACCUGAACGCUUCCAAGGACCUACAGAGUGCAGAGAAUCACAAGAUCCCCAGCCACGAGGCAGCCCAGGAGAUUGUGUUUGGGACUGUGCUUACAAAGCCAUUCCGCCCUCAGUCUUUGUCCAAAUAUUCCCGUCACUACAACCCUGAAGAAUUGCAGCCCGUUGAAGCACAGCCCAUUGCUGCUUAUAAAGUUGUGUCUCACGUUGCAAAAGCCUCUGUGGCUGGAUCAGUUCCCAUCAACCCAGUGACUUACAGAACUUCAGAUAUCUCAAGUGCAGAUCCAUUUGGCUCGGCUCCCUUUCCUGCCAAAGCUGGAAGACAAAAUCCAUAGAAUAUGAUCUAUAUAGUUUAUGCUUUGUCUCUUAGAAUUCCCCAGACAUUCAUACCCGGUGUUGCAAUGCACUUCCUAUUAAUGCAUUAAUCCUUUGGUUGUUACUUCACACC